GCCCAUCGCUCCAAGCCUCUCCAAGCCGCUCAUGGCGUCUUCCAGCUGGUCUUGGAAGAGGUACGAGCGUCCGGGGCUGAUGCAGGAUGAGAUCGAGGAGGUGAAGGCCGCUUUCGACCUCUUCGAUGUUGACGGCACCCAGAGGAUCCACCCGAGGGACCUGAAGAGCUGCGUGCAGUCCCUGAACUUGAGGCGGAACCAGGUGGUCCACCAAAUCCUCAGCGACUUGGAGCGGCUUGGGGCAAAGCCGCUGGACUUCGGGGCGUUCUUGGACAUCAUGACGGCCAAGAUGGGUGAGCGUGACACCCGGGAGGAUGUGUCCAAGGUCUUUCGGCUCUUCGAUGAUGACCGCACCGGCAGCAUCACCCUGAAGAACCUCAAGCGUGUGGCCCGCGAGCUGGGCGAACAGCUGCCGGCCGAGGCCCUGGAGGAGAUGAUCGCAAGGGCCGACGCUGACGCAGAUGGGGAGGUCACCAUGGACGACUUCUACGUUCUGAUGACGCAGAAGAGCUUCCCUUACUGAGCCAAAGGCCCCAAGGGCCUGUGGUGUGCACGGAACAGAGCAAGAAAGCAAUAUUUUCUGUGC
This is a messenger RNA of Effrenium voratum, 586 nucleotides long. The record is from the annotation of a GenBank genome assembly. Lineage: Eukaryota; Dinophyceae; Suessiales; Symbiodiniaceae.